Molecule: messenger RNA, 14664 nt
Organism: Talpa occidentalis (Iberian mole)
Lineage: Eukaryota; Metazoa; Chordata; Mammalia; Eulipotyphla; Talpidae
Gene: RSF1
Product: remodeling and spacing factor 1
Exons: 16
Coding region: 707-4858 (1383 amino acids)
Biological process (GO): regulation of DNA-templated transcription
Cellular component (GO): RSF complex
Source: RefSeq, a predicted model, not a curated record
UAUGUAUUAUCACUUUUAGACAUUAUAGCAUAGGCAUAUGAUCCCUGAGCAAAAUUAAAGGAGACAAGCUCUGCAACUACCAUAACUUCUGCAUGGAAGAACCUUUGGGACCUCAAGCAGAAAGUAGAGUAGUAAUAGCCUGGAAGCCUCACUAAGUUGAGGAGGCAAAAAUUGGAUUUUAAAGAAACUUAGGCACCUAUAAGUUGUAGGGCCAGGUUCUAAAAAGAAUGGAACUAUGUGGAUAAAGGAACUGCAGACAUCUGUAUAGGGGCCACCUUGAGUCUUUUGCUGAAUAGUAGGACACAAAUGCAGAAUGGGACUCCAUGAGGCCAGGCAAUGAAUACCCAGGGAAUUGUUAGCAAAACAUUUUCCAGAUUCGUACACAGGAAUUUGUUUAACUCUAAUGAGACAAGAGUGAAGAGUCCUUUGGAGCCCCCAAGGUAUUCAGUGGAGAAUCCUAUGGGUUUGUCAUAUAGUAAAGACAGAAAAAGUCAUCAGAGGGAUUAGAUAGAUGUGUAAAUAAAUGCCUUCUAAAACAAAGCCUAGUUCUUUAUAGAAUGAUUGUGAACACUCAGCAACAGUAGUGUAACAUCAGUAUUUUUCAUUAUCUAUGCAGAAAUUACCAGACAUGUCCAAGAAACGGGUCCAGUGUAUCCUCUAGCAAGGAGAAAAAUCAGUUCAAACAGAUUCAGAAUUGACUGAGAUAAUGGAUCUAGCAGACCAAAGAUGUUAUUGUAGCUGUUUACCAAAAGAAUUAGUGGAACUCCAUUUGAAGUUGAUGAGGAAGAUUGGCAAAUCUGUUACAGCAGAUAGAUGGGAAAAAUAUUUAAUCAAGAUAUGCCAAGAGUUUAAUAGCACCUGGGCAUGGGAGAUGGAGAAGAAGGGCUAUCUUGAAAUGAGCGUUGAAUGCAAACUAGCACUCUUAAAGUACCUCUGUGAGUGUCAGUUUGAUGACAAUCUCAAGUUCAAGAAUAUUAUCAAUGAAGAGGAUGCUGAUACCAUGCGUCUCCAGCCAAUUGGCCGAGACAAAGAUGGCCUCAUGUACUGGUACCAGUUGGAUCAAGAUCACAAUGUUAGAAUGUACAUAGAAGAACAAGAUGAUCAAGAUGGCUCUUCAUGGAAAUGCAUUGUCAGAAAUAGAAACGAGUUGGCUGAGACUCUUGCACUCCUGAAAGCACAAAUUGAUCCUGUACUAUUGAAAAGCUCUAGCCAACAAGACAACUCUUCCCGGGAAAGCCCCAGCUUAGAGGAUGAAGAAACUAAAAAGGAGGAAGAAACACCUAAACAAGAGGGACAGAAAGAAAAUGAAAAGAUGAAAAGUGAAGAACAGCCAGUAAAUUCAGAAAAUCGUUUUACACCCAAUGCACCGGAAGAGACUACUGUGAAAAUAGAAAAAGAUGAUGAAAAGGAACUUGUGAAACUUCCAGUUAUAGUGAAGCUAGAAAAGCCUUUGGCAGAAAACGAAGACAGAAAGAUUAUCAAAGAAGAAAGUGAUUCCUUCAAGGAAAAUGUCAAACCCGCUAGAGUUGAAGUGAAGGAACAUAGAGCAGAUCCUAAAGAUAUGAAAGGUAGCUUGGAGAAACUAGAGCCAGAGAGACUAGAGUUUGGUGGCAAUGUUAAAUCUCAAGAAAUUACUGAAAAGUCUACUGAAGAAACUGAGAAACUUAAAAAUGACCAACAGGCCAAGAUACCACUAAAAAAACGAGAAAUUAAACUGAGUGAUGAUUUUGACAGCCCAGUCAAAGGACCCUUGUGUAAAUCAGUUACUCCAACAAAAGAGUUUUUGAAAGAUGAAAUAAAGCAAGAGGAAGAGACUUGUAGAAGGAUUUGUACAAUCACGUCUUUGGGUCAUGAAGGGAAACAACUGGUAAAUGGAGAAGUUAGUGAUGAAAAAAUAACUCCAACUUUUAAGACAGAACAAAUUGAGACAAAGUUUUAUGAUACAAAAGAAGAUAGUUGCAGCCCUUCUAAGGACAAAAAUGUCAUUAUGGAGGGAAAUGGAACAGAAUCCUUAAAUUCUGUCAUAACGAGUAUAAAAAUAGGUGACCUGGAGAAACAAGUGAUCCCUAAAGGGAAAAAUGCAGAUAAUUCAAUAUCAGUAUUAGAGAUGCAGUGUCAAAAAGGACAAAUAGAGGAACCUGGUCCUCCCGAAAUGGACACUUCUCAUGAGAUUUCUGAGGCUGCCGAGGAUAUGUCUUUAAAAGCUGCUUUAUCUACCACUGAAUCCUGUACUUUGAACAUUGAAGAGAAAUCUCCCAAAAGUAAAAAGGAUAAACGCCCACCAGUCAUAGAAUGUCUUGAAAAGUUAGAGAAGUCCAGAAAGACAUUCCUUGAUGAAGACACACAAAGAUUGAGUCCAAUACCAGAGGAGGUUCCAAAAAGUACUCAAGAAUCAGAAAUGCCAGGCUCUCCUGAGGCGGUUGAACCUUCUUCACCUUCUAACAUGACUGGCCAUUGUGAGAAACUAGCCUCUGAAAAAGAAGUGGUUGAGAGUCAGAGCACAAGUUCCAUUGAUGGUCUGGAAAAAGGAGACCCAGAAAUGUUAAAAGAAGAUUCUGAACCCACAAAGGUAGAAAUGGAUAAUCUGGACAAUGCCCAGAUCUCUGGCACAGAUCCUUCUGAGGCAAAGGGUCCUAUGCAAAAAAGCAAACUUAAAUACAAGUUGGUUCCUGAGGGAGAAACCAGUGCCUCGGAAAACACAGAGAUAACCUCUGAAAGGCAGAAAGAGGGCAUCAAACUGACAAUUAGGAUAUCUAGUCGGAAGAAGAAGCCAGAUUCUUCUCCCAAAAUUCUAGAAACAGAAACUAAUAAACAAGAGAAAACAGAAAAGGAAGAAGAGAAAGUAAAUGUAGGCCGUACUUUAAGGAGGUCUCCGAGAAUUUCCAGACCCACAGCAAAAGUAGCUGAGAUCAGAGAUCAGAAAGCUGAUAAAAAGAGAGUAGAAGGAGAAGAUGAAGUGGAAGAAGAGUCAGCAGCUUUGCAAAAAACAGACAAAAAAGAGAAUUUGAAAAAGUCAGAGAAGGAUACAAACUCUAAAGUAAGCAAGGUAAAACCCAAAGGCAAAGUUCGAUGGACUGGUUCUCGAACACGUGGAAGGUGGAAAUAUUCCAGCAAUGAUGAAAGUGAAGGAUCCGACAGUGAAAAAUCAUCUGCAGCUUCAGAAGAGGAGGAAGAAAAGGAAAGUGAAGAAGCCAUUGCAGCAGAUGAUGAUGAACCAUGCAAAAAAUGUGGCCUUCCAAACCAUCCUGAACUAAUUCUUCUGUGUGACUCUUGUGACAGUGGAUACCACACUGCCUGUCUUCGUCCUCCUCUGAUGAUCAUCCCUGAUGGAGAAUGGUUCUGCCCCCCUUGCCAACAUAAACUGCUAUGUGAAAAAUUAGAAGAACAAUUGCAGGAUUUGGAUGUUGCCUUAAAGAAGAAGGAGCGUGCUGAACGCAGGAAAGAGCGCUUGGUGUAUGUGGGUAUCAGUAUUGAAAACAUCAUUCCUCCACAGGAGCCAGAUUUUUCUGAAGAUCAUGAAGAAAAGAAAAAAGAUUCAAAAAAAUCCAAAGCGAAUUUACUUGAAAGGAGGUCAACGAGAACACGGAAAUGUAUAAGUUACAGAUUUGAUGAGUUUGAUGAAGCAAUUGAUGAAGCUAUAGAAGAUGAUAUCAAAGAAGCUGAUGGAGGAGGAGUUGGCCGAGGAAAAGAUAUCUCCACCAUUACAGGUCACCGUGGGAAAGACAUCUCUACUAUUUUGGAUGAAGAAAGAAAAGAAAAUAAACGGCCCCAGAGGGCAGCUGCUGCUCGCCGGAAGAAACGCCGGCGACUAAAUGAUCUGGAUAGUGACAGCAACCUAGAUGAAGAAGAGAGUGAGGAUGAAUUCAAGAUCAGCGAUGGAUCUCAAGAUGAGUUUGUUGUAUCUGAUGAAAACCCAGAUGAAAGUGAAGAAGACCCACCUUCUAAUGAUGAUAGUGACACUGACUUCUGUGGCCGGAGACUGAGACGACAUCCCUCCCGGCCAAUGAGGCAAAGCAGGCGUUUGCGGAGAAAGACCCCGAAGAAAAAGUACUCUGAUGAUGAUGAAGAGGAAGAGUCUGAAGAGAAUAGUAGAGACUCUGAAAGUGACUUUAGUGACGAUUUUAGUGAUGAUUUUGUAGAAACUCGGCGAAGGCGAUCAAGGAGAAACCAGAAAAGACAAAUUAACUACAAAGAAGAUUCAGAAAGUGAUGGUUCCCAGAAGAGUUUACGACGUGGUAAAGAAAUCAGGCGUGUUCAUAAACGCAGGCUUUCUAGUUCAGAAAGCGAAGAGAGCUAUAUGUCCAAGAACUCUGAAGAUGAUGAGCUAGCUAAAGAAUCAAAGCGGUCAGUUCGAAAGCGGGGUCGAAGCACAGAUGAAUAUUCAGAAGCCGAUGAGGAGGAGGAAGAGGAAGGCAAACCAUCCCGAAAACGGCUACAUCGGAUUGAGACGGAUGAGGAGAGUUGUGACAAUGCUAAUGGAGAUGCAGAUCAGCCUGCCUGUGACAACCAGCCCAGGGUUCUGCCUUCGGAACAGGAGAGCACCAAGAAGCCCUAUCGGAUAGACAGUGAUGAGGAAGAAGACUUUGAAAAUGUAGGCAAGGUGGGGAGCCCGUUGGACUAUAGCUUAGUGGACUUACCUUCCACCAAUGGACAGAGUCCUGGCAAAGCCAUUGAGAACUUGAUUGGCAAGCCCACUGAGAAGCCUCAGACCCCCAAGGACAGCAACACAGCCAGUGCAGGCCUGGCCCCCAAUGGAACAAGUGGUGGGCAAGAGGCAGGAGCACCGGAAGAAGAGGAAGAUGAACUUUUGAGAGUGACUGACCUUGUUGAUUAUGUCUGUAACAGUGAACAGUUAUAAGACUUUUUUUCCAUUUUUGUGCUAAUUUAUUCCACGGUAGCUCUCACACCAGCGGGCCAGUUAUUAAAAGCUGUUUUAUUUUUCCUAGAAAACUCCACUACAGAAUGACUUUUUAGAAGAAAAAUUUCAACAAACCCUGAAGUCUUUCUGUGAAGCGACCAGUUUUGAACUUUGAAGAUAAAUAAUUGCUGUAAAUUCCUUUUGAUUUUCCUUUUUCAAGUUCAUGGUCCUUGGUAAUUUCAUUCAUGGAAAAAAAAAAUCUUAUUAUAAUAACAACAAAGAUUUGUAUAUUUUUGACUUUAUAUUUCCUGAGCUCUCCUGACUUUGUGAAAAGGGGUCGAUAAGAAUGCAUUCCAGAUCUGUGAGGGCCCAAGACAGAACUAGGGGUGGGAGAAAGCACUUGUGCUUUAGCUUUUUCAUAUUAAAUAUAUAUUAUAUUUAAACAUUCAUGGCAUAGAUGAUUAACAGACUGUUUAAAAGUGCAAGUCUGUAUUGUUGCAGUGUGAGAAUUGUAGAUAACAUCAUACAUAAGUCAUGUAGUAAUAGCGUUCAUGAAAUCAACUUGUUUACUCUUGGAGAUAACCACACUUAAUAAAGAAAAGACCGAGAAAGUACCAUCAAAAAUCUCAAACCUAAGUUUCUGUUCUAGCGGAGUUUCUUGCUUAAAAAAAGUCAUCCGAAAGCAUUUGUACAGUAAAUGUAUAAUGAAGCUUUGACAACCAGAUUGUGCUAGCAGCAAAUUUCUAAAAACAGCUUUACUCAGUGGUGAUGUGGUGGCCUCAAAUAUACUAUCAUGGAGAGUUAUUAGUGAAAUGAGUGUGGUCUUUCUUAAGUCCCAGGUGGACUAAACUUUGCAGAUAAUGUAACUCUUUCUCGUCUGGCCACUAAAUAUUUAAGUAUCUAAAAUAUCAUUUUGAAAGAAACGCAUCUAUACAACAUACAUGAAGAGAUGCUAAACUGACAACGAUAUUUUAGCACAUUUGAAGAAGGGGAAAGGAUUUUCAGGUGAAUUUUAACUGGUCUAUUCUUGCCCUUAGUAUCUACUUCAAAUUGAAGUCUACAAACAAAGCAGUUCCUUUGGGAGGUUUUUAGUUUUGAGUUUUAGCGUGUGUGUGUCUGUGUGUCUGUGUGUGCGUGUGUAUGUGUGCGCGCACACGCGUGUGUGUUUCUGUGUGUGUGUUGGAAUUUCCUAUCUGCCUGGAUAUAUUAGCAGGGUUUGAAUGUAGUUUUGGCCUUUGGCCAUUAGACUUCUAUUAAAAUUCAUUAAUAGUCAUAUGACCAACAUAGAGUUGAAUGAGAACCAAUAUACAGUAGGCAUGACAUCCAUUUCAAACAUCUCAACACUUUAAAAAGAAAGAUACGCCCUUUAUUUCAAGAAAAAGGAGUUUGUAACUAAAGAAAUAUGUAACUUGUAAUUGACACUAAAAUAUGAACUUUGUCUUAUUUAGUUUCUGUUACAGCUGUAAAAUUUCAGGCAGAGCCAUAAAUAACAUUGUACAAAGUAUAGCACUUGUGAUUAAACCUUGCCUGUCAAAUUCUGAAACCUUCAGCCAUUACUUCUGUGAAUACUUUAGCCCUGGGAUUUGGGUUUUUCUGUUCUGUGUUGUGUCUGUUGCCGGCAAUGGACACACCAUAUCUGCUGCUGGCCCACGGAACUUCAUUCAUUUUUCUUUCCAAAUUAAGCAUCAUAUGUAUUAGUCAGUGUAUAGUAAAGCACUUCUUUUUUACUACUAAAAAGCUGGCAUUAGAUUUGCAUUAUAAAUACCUCUCUAGAAAUUUUAUACUCCUUUUCCUUCUUCAACAGGUGUUGCCCUUAAAUCUUAUCUCUUGACUUUGAGAGUUUAUAGCUGUCGUUUUUCAGUUGUUGUUCUUUUGUUUGUUUUUUUGUUUCACUUUAGUUCUGUAGUACCUGCCUAUUAAUAUUUUGCUUUGAUUCUAGCAAUGUAUAUGUAUCUGUAUAAAAAAUAAAAUAAUGAAAGCAGCCUAAAAAUAGGAUGCACCAAUAGCAUGUGGUUCCAAGUAAGUUGUGAUUUUUAUUUUGAGACAAUGUUCCCUGGAAGGGAGGGAAGGGUUUACAUUCACAGACAGUAGAGUAGGGCUGUAUACGGAGCCACAUUUACUUACCAAAACUCCUUUCUAGCUAGGUUUGGCUCAUUUAUUUGAAAGUUGAUUAAGAAUGUUAGUCUUUUUAACUAUCUAAAACAGGCAGACAACAAAAGGAUGCCUGCUGUCGCAAGGUAAGUGGUGCGAAUGCACAGUGGCCUAUCCCGCAAUGCAGUCUCCACCCCAGUCUACCGUUUUAGUCUUGCAGCUGGGUAAAGCCACUUUGGGGUAGAAAUGCUCAUGUUCCCUGUCACUCUCUGGACUCCACACCAGUUCCCGCUUCCACAGAUUAGUUCUUCUUAGCUGAGCACGUGAUAAGAAGUCUUAAGUAGGGAGAUUAUUUAUUUUAACAGGAUGCCUAAUGUGAAGUAAGGAGUUCUCUUUACCCUUCUGCUAUAGAAAGCCAAAGGUAAUUUUUAUCAUAGUAAAGACUGAGUAUUCCAUUUGGCAAAUAUCCCAUUAACUGAGUUAUGAUACCAUUUUUGCUGCCUGAUCUUUACCAAACUUAAAUUAUGUGUUUGUGAAUUUGAUAGUGAGUGUAUCUGUUUUAACCUUAUAUUGUGAUUAAACCAGUUAACUAUGCUUCACCUACAAAGAGUGCAAUCCAAGCAGCUGAUACUUCCACAUUAUUAUGUAUAUAGACCGAUUAUGGAUAAUUAAAUUUUGAACAGUUCAAAAACAUUUGUUGCGGUGUUUAGAUUUGGUCCCUCAAAGGCUUCCAAAUUUUUAAUUCACUGAAAUAACUCUGUGCUUUGAAGUUAGAAAAAAAUUAGGAAGAAGUCAAUGUUCUUUAUCCAAAGAUACAAUUCAGUCACUAGGAACUAGACAAAGUACAAGAAAGCAGUGAUUCAUCUGGAGUUUAGAAUAUCUUUGAACCUUGUUAUUAGAGUAUAAACCAUGGGUUUAGGUUCACAGUAAUUACUAUAUAAUAGAGUCCCUUAAUCCUUUCAACCCCUUUUUUUAAAUACCAGUAUCAAACCCCACAUUUAUAGCAAAUGUAUUAAUAGAGGAGAUGUAGUUUAGUUUCAGAAUAUUUAGCGUGCAAUUUCUGUAAAGAUUUGAAAAUUAGCCCAGUUUUCACAAAGCAGAAGCUUUGAAUUAAAGUGAAAUAUAUGUGAAAAGAACUCAGAAAAUAACAUUUUGGUUUUGUAGACUUGUGCUGAUGAAAUAGUGGUUAAGUGUAAAACAUUUUCCAUUGUUAGCACGUUUCUGGAAAAUGAUGGCAGAGAUAUUGUCAAGAGCAUACCUGAUACACUGAGGUUGUGUUUCCUUAACACUUCCUUUUCCAGUUGGUCAAGAUUGCAGAUUCAGAGCAUAAAGAGGAGUUUCGUGUAGAAUAAAUUCAUGUCUAUCGAUAAUUUUUUAAAAUGUCACCUGCCAAAGAACCAAGGGCUUUGAAUGUUAGAGAAGUUGUUGGGGAAAAAAGAUUUUAAACAUUCAUUUUAAAAAAUAUUGCAAUUUCCACUUUUCACUUUUUGGUUGAUAGAACCCAUCCCAUGCUAUACAUUUGAGCAAAGUACAUAUAUUUAAAAAAAAUGUAGCUGUUUACUUGUAAUUUAGAGUUAAAAUAAUGGGAAGAUAUUAACUAUUUUUAAGUGGGAUUGAUGAAGUUUCCUUUGUCACAAGUAAUCCCGUUUUAGUUUGUGGAUGUAAGAGAUGGUAAUCAUUUACUAGAUCUACCACACAACUGAAAGGAAGCUGAUGAAUCUACAAGUUUAAUAUUCAGAAAAACUUGUGAACUCUGCCCUUCACAACACAGUGGAAUGAGUCUAUGAUUCAUGGCACUGCCUCACAGCUAUAGAACAAGUAUUAAAAACCCAGUUUUUUAAAAAUGAAAUGAACAUAUAUAUGUAUACACACAUAUGUAUAUGUAUGUAUGGGUAUAUAUACAUACCUUAGAUAAGAAAAUGAAUCCUUUGAAAUCAUUAACAUAAAAGAUAUAAGGCAAAUAAUUGUAACUGAUAGGAAAUUAUGAACAUUGGAUUAGAGAAAAUCUAGAGAAAAAUAGUGAAGUUCCUCUUCUUGGCUUGACAGUCUAAAAAUAUAUUCCUGCCUUUCCCAAAAAGCAGAAUGCCAAGACUGCAUAUCUGCUAUAAUCUACCUAGUCCUCUACUUAAUACCUAUUAUUAACUUCCUUAGAAUAAAAUCCAUUCCUAUUUUAUCCACCAUUCCCAGUGUGUAUCUGUAUACAUACCCACCUUGCAAGUGGCAAACUAACUGCUGAUUUGCUUCAUUGUUUUUAUUCUAAUCUUGAAAGACAAGGCCCUUCACUAUCGGUGUAUUUAAACCGGGUUAUUGUGUUCUGUGUACACUUCAAAUUUUAUUUUUGAGAUAUUUCACUUCAAUAUCAUUUAACAUUUUUUGAGUGCCAAGAAUUGCUAUGUAAUAUUGUUCAGAGUCAUUCCCAAGCAAGCAAACAGUCGUAAGCCAAAAUGUAGUGUGUUUGGUAUAUAACCACUACAGACUGUAUGCGCAACCUUUUUUUAAACUGUUAUUCACAUAAACCCUCUCAGAAAUCAUCCCCCCUUGCCAUUUUAGUCAUGUAAGCUCUUGUUUCAUUUUAUAUUCACACUAUUUCACUGUGGAAAAUGCUUCAAAUCUAAUUCUGGCACGUUGUUAACGAUUUCAAUUAAUGAAGAUGUUUUUAUUUUAAUAACUUAAGAUAAUGUCUAUCCUAUGCGUAAGUUAUAUACAGGGCAUAACAAAUUAUUAGAUGAGUAGAAAUUUAUUAAUUCAGCUCUUCAGACAUUUUGAAUGAAAAAAAAAACAUUUUUAAAGUAACCACAUUUGUGUUUUUUGCCAAACCGGUACAAGCUAGAAAAUGCACUAAGGACUGAGUGACCUGCCUUGUUCUUUUUGCCACUGGAUGAUGUAAGUUAAGAAUAGAAUUGUUAACUAUAUAUUUUCUUGACUUUCAUCAGUUUCUAAAAGAAAUCUAAUUUAAGUGUAUUUAUUGAGUUCUGGUCAUAGGUCAGGAACUGCAUGUCAUGCUUACGGACGUCCAGAACAGUCAUUGGGAAACUUAAUGACUUAAGACCUUCUGAAUCAUUUAACUUAUUUUGUAUGUUGCAAAAAAAAUUUAUUUUGCUUGAGAGUCACAAUUUUUAUAACUGUACAGCUUUUAAGGGAUGGGAGGUGGAAAAAUACCCUAAAAUAGGAUGUAGAUUUUUACAAUUGUGUUUAUGCUAGAACAUCUACAGGUGCAUUAUGUAAUUAAACCUAAAAUUGUCUAAAAAUCUGUGCCAUGGUCUUUUUCAUUCUCCUGCCCUUUAGCAGAGUUGGUGCAUGUCAAUACUGUUAGAUGGACAAGCCUUGAAAUUAGGCUAACAACCCUUCUCUCCAAAGCUUUAAGAUCAUUGCAUGAAAAUUAUACGCACGCACACCCACACACACACCACACACUAGAUGCGUACAUAUACACUCAGAUCUAGUUUUUUUAGUGUAAAUGGAUUUUCAACUUCAGAACAGCUAUAAUAACCCAAAGCUGGCAUUUAACAGUAUAUUCUUAAAAGUGUGUGAUUUUUGUGAUGACUGACUAGGAUAUUCUUAAUGUUGGUCUGGUGUUUUGUUCUCUUACCAAAGUAAUUUCUUGAUAAUGAUAUCUGAAUUGUAGCUUGUCCAAACCUGCUAGGAGGCUUUGUAUACACCUUGAAAAUGAGUGCCCUAUACUUAGAUGGGGGUGAGGGUGGAGCUAAGCUUGGUUUCUCUUCAAUCUGUUAGAAGGAAAAAUAAGAUUUGCUCAAUUAGCUACUUAUUCAGUAGGCUUAAUUCCACAGAAAUAGUUGUCUGUUGGAAGCAUAGCAGGACGAGAGAUCAGAUUCAAAUUCAAAUUCCCUCAUUUUAUCAAAAGUAUUUUCAAAUCAGGUAGUGUUGCCAAUUCUAAGGCUUUUUUUUACAGGGCACAUUUUAUCAUAUUAACACACCUUUGUUUAAAUGCCAGUACUUUUUAGCAUCUGAUAAUUUGCCAUUCUAAUUUCUCACUUUUUGUAGCACAAAUGGAUUCUUGAAGAAUGAAAUUCAUCUAAUGUGUCAAAUUUUAUCUAAGCUGUCAUUAUCUGUUGUCAGCUGAUGUGAGAUCUCAGUUUCUUUGCUGUCCUCACCUGUUCAUGAAUUUCAGGGAAUCAUGUUUUUCCAGGUGAAGAAAGAAAACAAAUUCCAUAUUAAAGUUUGUAAAUGGCAUAAGUUAGGUCUUCAUUUUUAUUUAGUAAUAGUAGCUGGGAUUCCGGGAGUGUUUGAUAGCCUGCCUCUUGGAUUUUCAGACAUGCUAUAUGAAAUGCUUUAUUUUUCCUAUGCAUAAAAAAUGAUUCCCAGAAUAGGUGCUCAGAAUGCUUUAUUUUGUUCCUAAGUGAUGAGAGCUAAAGCAGAAGCUCCAGAUUAGCAUAAAACAGUUGAGGUGAUCAGGAACAUGCUGUUAGGCAAAUAGGAGGAGCUGGAGUACUCUCUGCCACUUUUAAUGCAUGCGUGAGGGGGGAAGGGAUUUGAAAACUGGAAAUGUGAUUUCAGUAACUGCACAAAGUAAAUUUUGUGCAUUAAAAAAAAUGGGAAUUCCUGAUAGCUUAAAGCUUCAGGAGUUAGCUGCAGUGUAUGAACACCUAGUGUGUUAGAAUCACAGUGCAUAGUUGUUUAAAAACAAUAUUCCUGUAAGUAACAACCAAAAUAUGUUGUGGCCAGUGCCAAUAUUUUUGUUAAUGAAGUGUUCAAUGUCUCACUACAGUCUGAUCAGAAAUAUUGGUGUUAUAAGCCAGGCCUAAAGCUAUUUUAUAGUUCCUGGCCUAACUCUGUAAUUUUUUCUUUCAAAAUGUUUUAUUAUAUUUCUGUCAUUUCUUUCACUUAAUAUAUGUCAAUUGUCAUAAUAAAAAAAUUAAAUAAUUUGAUGUAUUUAGCAUGAUUUGUUUGCAAACCUAGUUUAUUUUAAACUGACACAGAGAAAGCUAAUUAAAGGGUGAACUUUAUCACUCAAAACGGAUGAAUUAUUCUAUUAGAAAUUAAAUUUUUAAGUUCAUCAAUUUCUUCCAAGUAAUCUUUAAGGCUAUUUGCCAACUAGGCUAACUAUAGAUACUAGGAAGAUAGUCUUGAUUUCUAUCUUUAGCCUCUGGAGAACUGACACAUUAAAGAGGCCUUGGAUUUGUUCUGUGUGGCCCUGUGGGAGCACAAAACUAGACCAGAGGGAAGAAACCAUAAGGCAAAAGCUUUCCAUUUAUUCUGUGGGAAAAGGUUUGGUUUUUGUUGUUGUUUUUUUUUUGUUUUUUUUUUUUGUUUUUUUUUUCAGAAUUCUCUAAUAACAAUCUUGGGAUAGCUGAGUUUAGUUCGUAGUGCCAUUUGGCAGGAGUAUUAUAGGCCAACAAAUUCAAAAAGGGGUAAGACCAGGUGACUUUAAGGGACCAUUCUAAUCCUGAGUAUGAUUCUCAUCUACAAAUGUUGAUUUGAUAGAUUUUCCUUGCUCAUAGAAUACAGUAAGAUUCAUGGGGAACUUAUUUUUUACCAACAAACUACUGGGGGGUUCAUCACUAUUUGCAAUUCUGAUUUAAAAUAUUAACUAGGUAAAGAGAUUAGAAUUUGAAUUUCACUUAAUGAAGUGAUAGGUGAUGUGUGCUGGCAAGAAAUAACAGCUACAAUGCUUCUCUAUGAUUAUUUGAAAUUUUUAACAGGAAGUGGAGGUGACAGUGCUGUAAAGCCUUGACAGAAUGCCGUGAGGUUGAGAUUAGGGUCCAGAACAUAGCCAUCAGCCUAUGUCACUUUCAGAUGAUGAGACGAGAGCAUGUAGAAGAGUUUUCUUUUUAAAAACUUGAGACAUGCUGUGAUGUUUAGUAAACGUGGGAUUAUUUUAAAUACAAUGAAAAUAUCCUAGAAACUAAAUGUUGGGUGAAAGGAAUGCUUACCUCGUUUUGCUACUUCAGUGACUUUACAUGUUAUUGAAGAUCCUAAAAGUCUAAAUGAAAAAGCAAAAGAACCACUUUGUGUAUGUGGGUAUGUGACUUGAUAUUUGCAAUGUUAGUUUAGCAUCUAAAGUCAUAUCCCCAAGGAAAGUUAUCUAGGAACCGACUCAUCCAUGGUGUAGGCCACCGAUAGCUUUUAUUGUUCCUCCUGCCCAUUUCAGGGCCACUUUAUCCACACCCCAGCACUCAUUCUCCUCUUCAUCCUGACUCUAAGAAGGAGGGCUCGCCUCUGUUUUGCUACAUCCACUCUCCCUGUGUCCUUGAUCUGGCCCCAUCACUCCUGUGUCCUCUGGAUCUUCACAUCUCAAUGAUUCGUCUCUGAUCUUCAUCCUUCUAAACUCUCUAAACAAAGCUCCCCCUAACAUGGAAAACAAGGGUGCCACCCUGUCUCACAUUCAGCGUUCCAACUAUUUCUUCUCUGACUUCCAGUCCUUUAAAUAAAUAGAUUAUGGAACUGUUCAACUGUAUUUGAAAUUUCUCACUGAAAUGUCAGAAGUUCCUGAGAGAAGUGCUAGGAAACCAGUAAGCAUCUCAGCAGCACACUCGAACGCCAGCCCUGGCAUCAGCUGAUGCAGAAACUGAAACUUAGAGUCAGGGAGCUGUUGCCCCCUUUUCCCUGCAUUUGUUUCCUAUUUUUUCUGUUGAAAUGUCCUUUUUUUUUUUCUUUUUGGCAUUGCUUGCUAGUGAGAAAUCAGUAAUUGUACCGUGAGCUCACAAUCAAAUAGUUCUUUAUACUAUCAUUUGGAAACAAAAAAUGAGAGGAAGGACUUGACUACUGAUGACAGAAUCUGAUUAGGACCUGUGCUAUCUCUGAAUUAAACCGUAAAAGGAGAUUUUCUGUAUUUCAAGGUGUUUUUUUCCAUAAGGAUGAAUUUUGAUGGUAACUAGGGUUUAGCUGCGACAAAGCUGACUCAGAGCUAGAAAAUCAGAAAGUUGGCUUUACAUUUGAAUUGUUUCAGAAGCGGAAGCUGAGAUUUACUGGGAGAUGCUGCAAGCAGAAUUAGGACAGUGGUAAAGAGGGAAGGAUGAAAAGCAAGGACCCAUAACCAGUAAAGCCACCAAGGGAGCUAAGGAUAGGUAGCAGUCUUUGGAUGAUUGCCCUCACUGAGACACAAUUAUUUUAUCAAUGGUAAUCGAUGUACCUAACUUGAUUGUAUCCAAAACAAACCACUUACAAAUUUUAUUUUAAAGCCUUUCUUGGUUUUUUAAAUUGAGAUAAAUUCAUAUCUCAUAAAUUGACCACUUAAAAGUAUACAAUUCAAUGAUUUUCAGUAUAUUCAAAGGUUAUUAUGACCCCCAAAAGAAACCCCAUAUCCAUUAGCCUCACCAUUCCUGCCUUCCCCCAACUCCUGGUAACCACUCAUCUACUUUCUCUCUGUAAGAUUUGCCUAAACUGGACAUCUCCUAACAAUGAAUCAUACAAUAUGUGGUAUUUUGUGUCUGAUUUCUUUCAUUUAGCAUGUUUUCAUGAUUUUAUCCAUGUUUUAGCAUGAAAAGUACUUAAUUUCUUUUUAUGGAUAUUUUGCUGUAUGGAUAUACCUCAUCUUGUUUUACCAUUCAUCACUUGAUGGAUAUUUGAAUUGUUUCUACUCAUGGGCUACAUUGAAUAAUAAACAUUUGGUGUGAACAUAUUUUUUUAAUUUUCUUAAGAACAUACCGAGGAAUGGAAUUACUGAAUCAUAACUCAUUCUAUGUUUCACAUUUAAGGAAGUAGUGAAUUGAAUACCAGACUCUUAAUAAAUACAUGAUUUGCACAUAUUUUCCUUG